AUGUCUGCAGACAGUGGGACAGACAAGAAGGCACAGGAAGCACCAGCUGACCACAGUCACAUUGAAUUUGCCCAGAAGGACGUGGAAACCGGGGCUAGCUUGGAAGAUGCGAUUACUGACAAUAGUGAUUCCUUCCCGGACGGUGGUGUCCAAGCCUGGCGCACGGCGCUGGGAGGAUUUCUGUCGUUUGUUGCUAGUAUUGGGUUCCUCAGCGGGGGAUCUGUGUUCCAGAGCUACUUCAAGACAACUGUCCUUCCAGGCUCCAGUACAUCUGAUAUCGCGUGGAUCGGCAGCGUUCAGGUUUGGGGUUGUUACUUCUUCGGCAUCUGGUCUGGGACUUUGUCUGAUAAGCACGGGCCUGCUGUACCUCUUGCCGUGGGAACAUUCUUCAUGAUCCUGGGUAAUAUGAUGUCCUCUGUCUCGACCAAAUUCUAUCAAUUUCUGCUCUCCCAGGGGUUUUGCGUGGCACUUGGCAUGGGCUUUAUCUUCACACCGGCUCUGGCUAUCCAGUCACAAUGGUUCUUGAAACGCCGUGGAUUUGCCGUUGGCUUCGUCAUGUCUGGCCAGAUGGCUGGAGGUAUCAUUUGGCCCGUUCUCGCAAACCGACUUCUCAAUUUUGAGGGUGUGUCAUACGGUUGGACUCUACGUAUUAUUGGUUUCAUGCAGCUUGGCAUCAUGGUUGUGGCUAUGUUACUAGUUCAGCGUCGAUUCCCAUAUGUGAUGGAGCGGAGGUCCCUGCCUCUAAGACAAUACUUUACCGACCGUCGAACUAUCUUGCUCACAUUUGCUAUUUUCCUCAUGAACCUAGGCAUUUAUGUACCAUGGUUUUACAUCACUCCUUAUGCCAUCCAGCGCGGUUCCUCGGCAAGCCUAGGAUUCUACGAUGCAGCAAUCCUGAAUGCGGGCGCCUUCUUGGGCUGUUAUGCCCUGGGCAUGAUAGCUGACUCUGGUCUGGGCUUUUUUAACUCGGUUAUCGUGGCCACCUUUACUUGUGCCGUGAUUUCCUUUGCUUGGAUCGGCUCACACAGCAUCCCAGGUGUCGUCGUGUGGGCAGUGGCAUAUGGAAUGCUCUCGGGCGCACUACAGGCGAUUUUCUCACCUUGUGUCUCUAUGCUGGCGCCGACAACAGACGUUAUUGGCUUUUGGAACGGAAUCUGUAUCGCUAUCUCUUCAUUCGCAGUGCUUGCAACGGGGCCGAUCGCCGGACAGCUUCUUGAGAAUGCCGGGGGGACCAAUUAUCUUGGAAUGCAAUUGUUUACUGGUAUCUCCCUGACCCUUUCGGGUGCCUUGUUUGUGUGGACUCGGUUAUGGGUUUCUAGGGCUGUUGUUGUUUAG
Molecule: messenger RNA, 1335 nt
Organism: Aspergillus pseudonomiae
Lineage: Eukaryota; Fungi; Ascomycota; Eurotiomycetes; Eurotiales; Aspergillaceae
Product: major facilitator superfamily domain-containing protein
Exons: 4
Coding region: 1-1335 (444 amino acids)
Biological process (GO): transmembrane transport
Cellular component (GO): fungal-type vacuole membrane
Molecular function (GO): transmembrane transporter activity
Source: RefSeq, a predicted model, not a curated record